Herpailurus yagouaroundi (jaguarundi) is the source of this 2437-nucleotide messenger RNA. It is a transcript of the gene PRSS54, whose product is annotated as serine protease 54. The record is from RefSeq and is a predicted model, not a curated record. Gene Ontology annotation, molecular function: serine-type endopeptidase activity. Gene Ontology annotation, biological process: proteolysis. NCBI's taxonomy places the organism in Eukaryota, Metazoa, Chordata, Mammalia, Carnivora, Felidae.
UUUGCGCUAAUCAGCACUUCUGCUUUGGUACUUUAUCAGGCAGCACAGACAGGGUCCAGCCUGAGAAAUGCCAACUUGGGCAUGGCUCACCACCCUAGAGUUGGAAGGAUCUGGGCUCAAGUCCUGCCCCUGCUACUUUCCAGAUGUGCUUUCCAGUGACUUUUCCCACUCUGAGCCACCACGUUCCCAUCGGGAAAGCUCAAGUAAUUCCUUCAUCUUGGCCAGGUGAUUGUGAAUUGUAAACGAGAAAAUACAAGUGAAAGUGUUUUGACGCUGACGAUGUCAAAUUGACAUCGCGAACAGACUGAAGGAUCAACUCCCAUUUCUCCCACUGCCAAAAAUCUUUCCCAUUCUGUUCUCCCAGCAGAAGCCAAUGCCUGCUCAGUGUUAAAGGUGAUGGAUGAUUGUGAGGCACAUAGGACAUCAGGGGAAUCUUGAGGGGAAGGAAAUGGCGACUCCUUUCUGAGUCACGCUUUACUUUCUAUCCACUGAUCUUUCCUUCCAUCAGCCACUCAUCUACCCAUCCAAUAAAUAUCUUUCAUGCGACUGAGCCAGCAGCCUGUGAGCACUCUGAUUCUAUCUAAUGAAACGUUGUCAACACUUCUCUUACCACAAUGUUGUCAACAGCUCUCUUGAGUCCUGCCAUUUGUGCUGAAACCAAAGCUGCUAACAGUGGCUGGAGUGCAGAUCCCAUCUGACCCUAUGGUUUGGCAGAGCUGACAGUCUGGUGGCUUUGCUGGGACCAUCAAGCCAAAGGGCUAGGGAAAACUGGGCUCCAGGAAACCACACUGAGAAUGUAAGAAUGCUUAUGGGGAUUGGAAAAACCAGACUCAGUUUAGUCGUGGGCUUCCUCCAUCCAGUCUGACAAAGUUGUGUAGACACAGGGCGGGUGCUGAGGAAGUAGACCACGGCUGCAAUGGGACAGGGCUUUGUGAUCUAGCAAAAGGGAUGUCUUCUCCGCCAGACUUGGGGAAAGCCAGGCUUCCAGAAUAGCCUUGCCAAGUUUAGGAAACAGGCAGGCUUUUCAUCCUGGCUCCUCCUAGGUCUCCAUGUCUAGACAUUUGCUUGGUGAUACCAUGGUAACUGUGAUGCCACAAUGGAACAUUCUUCCCAAGGUGGUAGAAGGAAUCCCUCUGUUGAGCUCUGCUGUGUAAAGUCAGAGUGAGUUCAUUUCUCCUUUGGCAGUAGCAGUUCACAGAAGACUCUGAGAGCCAUCCUGACAGCAAGAAACAUCCAGUGUCAUGAGCGGAACAUGGUGACUGAGAACGGCUAUUGUGCACAGUUUGAGCUGCCCAUGGUGUCUGCUGCAGUUCACUUUGGGGAUGGCAGAGAUGAGACGGAUGCUCUUAGUACUGCUCUAUGUCUCCCACUCUUCUGCCAGUUGUGGCAUCCAGAAAACCAGUGUUGUGGAAACUUCCGAGGAGGGUUUGGUCAAAGACCAGGAAUUCCCGUGGGUGGUGUCGCUGCAGGAUUCCCAGUACACUCACCUGGCUUUUGGCAGCAUCCUCAGAAGGACAUCAUUGUCAUAGUUGGUAUAGCUAAGAUGGAUGCCAAAGUGAUUGCUCAUGAAGAGUAUCCGGUCAACACCAUCAUCAUCCAUGAGGAUUUUGAUAAUGAGACCAUGAACAAUAACAUAGCCCUCCUGAAGACAGACACGGCGAUGCAGUUCAGCAACCUGGUCCGACCCAUCUGCUUCCUUGGCAGAAAGCUGCAUAUGCCACCAGCCUUGCAGAACUGCUGGGUGGCAGGAUGGAAUCCCACAUCUGCAACAGGAAAUCACAUGACAAUGAGUAUCCUGAGGAAAAUCUCCGUGAAAGACAUCAACAUGUGUCCCUUACACAAACUCAAGAAAACAGGAUGUGGCAAUCACAUAGAGCAGGAAACCGAUGCUGUCUGUUUGGGGGACCCUGGAAACCCCAUGAUGUGCCAGCUACAGCAACAGAAUCUGUGGGUGCUGAGAGGAGUCUUGUCCCACGGGGGUGAGAAAUGCCCUGGCUUUUUACUGUACCUCAAGGUGGAAGACUAUGGCGACUGGAUUAUGUCCAAGACUAAGAAAACCAGCCAUCCGCUGUCUGCCUUCCACCACUGGGAGAAUUUGCUGCCUUCACUCAGCUACAAAGAACAUUUCACCAUUACACAGAGAAAACAUUCCGGGCUGGGCCAAAGUGGAUGGUCCCCAGCACACGUGCAAGGAGAAAAAAAGGCCGACGUAUAUUCAUUGCCAGCAAACAGCUCUAGAAAGAGCCCAGACAUUGGGAGGAAAGGGUUAAGGGAAUUAGGCAGGACUUCUGUUGUGGACAUACAACCCAUGUACUAUGAUUAUUAUGGCGGGGACUCUGGGGAGGGUAGAGGGCCUAUUUCAGGUCAGAACAGGUUACAUCAGCCCCAAGAAUCCUUGUUUUUCUUUGUGCUUGUUUUCUUUUGCAAUGGUAUCUAG